AUGUUAAAGGUUGUUCCUACGGAUUGCAGUGAAUGCCCCAUCUGCUUAGAAGAGUUCCGUGUUGGGAAUAAGGUUCAUGGCUUGCCUUGUGCACACAAUUUUCAUGUUGAAUGCAUUGACGAGUGGCUCAGGCUGAAUGUGAAAUGUCAUCGUUGCCGUUGCUCAGUGUUUCCAAAUCCUGAUCUUAGUGCCCCGUCCAAUCUCCGUCCAGAUUCUGAGCGAUCUUCUGCCAGUGUUGUGACAACAACUAGCUAUAAAAGAAAUGCUUAUCAUGAUUUGGCAAUGGCUAAGCUCAAAGAAGGGAAUGUUAAUGCUGCUUCAGAGCUAUUUCAGAGAGCAGUGCAUAUUACUCCUCUUAUGGCACAUAAGCUCAUUCAGACUUUGAAAUCAGAGAACAUUGAGUUUGUUGUAGCUCCACCAAUAUUCAGUCUACAAGGAAGCCUACCGAGAAUCCAAAAGCAGUUGCAAAAUUUGAGUGGCGAGCAAAAGUGA
Messenger RNA from Lathyrus oleraceus (garden pea), 492 nucleotides. Its product is annotated as E3 ubiquitin-protein ligase SIS3. Gene Ontology annotation, biological process: sugar mediated signaling pathway. The transcript is spliced from 2 exons. The record is from RefSeq and is a predicted model, not a curated record. Gene Ontology annotation, molecular function: protein binding; ubiquitin-protein transferase activity. Bases 1 to 492 code for a protein of 163 amino acids. NCBI's taxonomy places the organism in Eukaryota, Viridiplantae, Streptophyta, Magnoliopsida, Fabales, Fabaceae.